CAAUCGGUCUCUCUCAUUCGGCAUCAACCCAACUUCACCUCCUUACUCACCAAAAUUCUCUCCGAAGUUAUCAUCAUCUGUCUCACUCAAUUUGUUCUAUUCAGCUUCGCUAAUCACUACUACUACUACUAAAACUAAAACAUUUGUUUAAGAUUACUCGAUCAAUUUUCAGAAGAACGAUAUGCAGCAGAAAAUUAUACUGUCUCUUGAUUUACACGACGACAGAAGAAAACAGAAAGCCAUGAAAUCCGUUUCGGGUAUUUCAGGGGUUGAUUCAGUGUCAAUAGAUAUGAAAGACAAGAAAUUGACAGUGGUUGGAGAUGUUGAUGCAGUAUCUAUCGUGAAGAAACUAAGAAGACACUGUCAUACGACGAUAGUUUCAGUUGGUCCAGCCAAAGAACCCGAAAAGAAAAAAGAAGAACCAAAGAAAGAAGAGCCGAAAAAAGAAGAACCAAAGAAAAUUGAAUUCGCUUAUAGUUAUGGAGCUUACAAUCCUCCUAUCCCUACAUAUUAUUAUGAUCCUUAUAUGACUACAUAUUAUGUGUAGAAUGCUGCACAAAACCAUAAUUUUGUAGUCAAUCCAAGAAUGUGUACGUUUCGGCCGCACUUAAUCUGCUUAAUUUAUUAAUGUACUUUAACAUUGUUCUUCAUUCUAA
Papaver somniferum (opium poppy) is the source of this 656-nucleotide messenger RNA. Its product is annotated as heavy metal-associated isoprenylated plant protein 39-like. The transcript is spliced from 2 exons. Gene Ontology annotation, molecular function: metal ion binding. The coding region runs from base 182 to 547 and encodes 121 amino acids. The record is from RefSeq and is a predicted model, not a curated record. Lineage: Eukaryota; Viridiplantae; Streptophyta; Magnoliopsida; Ranunculales; Papaveraceae.